AGUUGCGACACCGGUGAGACCUCUAGGGCGGGGCCUAGGACGACCUGCUCCGUGGGCCGCGAGUAUUCGUCGGAAACAAAACAGCGGCAGCUGAGGCGGAAACCUAGGCUGCGAGCCGGCCGCCCGGGCGCGGAGAGAGAAGGAACCAACACAAGACAGCAGCCCUUCGAGGUCUUUAGGCAGCUUGGAGGAGAACACAUGAGAGAAAGAAUCCCAAGAGGUUUUGUUUUCUUUGAGAAGGUAUUUCUGUCCAGCUGCUCCAAUGACAGAGAUACCUGCACCUUUGUCCUACUUCCAGAAUGCCCAGAUGUCUGAGGACAGCCACUCCAGCAGCGCCAUCCGGAGCCAGAAUGACAGCCAAGAACGGCAGCAGCAGCAUGACAGGCAGAGACUUGACAACCCUGAGCCAAUAUCUAAUGGGCGGCCCCAGAGUAACUCAAGACAGGUGGUGGAACAAGAUGAGGAGGAAGACGAAGAGCUGACAUUGAAAUAUGGAGCCAAGCAUGUCAUCAUGCUCUUUGUCCCCGUGACCCUCUGCAUGGUCGUCGUCGUGGCCACCAUCAAAUCAGUCAGCUUCUAUACCCGGAAGGACGGUCAGCUAAUCUACACCCCAUUCACAGAAGACACUGAGACUGUAGGCCAAAGAGCCCUGCACUCGAUCCUGAAUGCGGCCAUCAUGAUCAGUGUCAUUGUCAUUAUGACCAUCCUCCUGGUGGUCCUGUAUAAAUACAGGUGCUACAAGGUCAUCCACGCCUGGCUUAUUAUUUCAUCUCUGUUGUUGCUGUUCUUUUUUUCGUUCAUUUACUUAGGGGAAGUAUUUAAGACCUACAAUGUCGCCGUGGACUACGUUACAGUAGCACUCCUAAUCUGGAAUUUUGGUGUGGUCGGGAUGAUUGCCAUCCACUGGAAAGGCCCCCUUCGACUGCAGCAGGCGUAUCUCAUUAUGAUCAGUGCCCUCAUGGCCCUGGUAUUUAUCAAGUACCUCCCCGAAUGGACCGCAUGGCUCAUCUUGGCUGUGAUUUCAGUAUAUGAUUUGGUGGCUGUUUUAUGUCCCAAAGGCCCACUUCGUAUGCUGGUUGAAACAGCUCAGGAAAGAAAUGAGACUCUCUUUCCAGCUCUUAUCUAUUCCUCAACAAUGGUGUGGUUGGUGAAUAUGGCUGAAGGAGACCCAGAAGCCCAAAGGAGGGUACCCAAGAACCCCAAGUAUAACACACAAAGAGCGGAGAGAGAGACACAGGACAGUGGUUCUGGGAACGAUGAUGGUGGCUUCAGUGAGGAGUGGGAGGCCCAAAGAGACAGUCACCUGGGGCCUCAUCGCUCCACUCCCGAGUCAAGAGCUGCUGUCCAGGAACUUUCUGGGAGCAUUCUAACGAGUGAAGACCCGGAGGAAAGAGGAGUAAAACUUGGACUGGGAGAUUUCAUUUUCUACAGUGUUCUGGUUGGUAAGGCCUCAGCAACCGCCAGUGGAGACUGGAACACAACCAUAGCCUGCUUUGUAGCCAUACUGAUCGGCCUGUGCCUUACAUUACUCCUGCUCGCCAUUUUCAAGAAAGCGUUGCCAGCCCUCCCCAUCUCCAUCACCUUCGGGCUCGUGUUCUACUUCGCCACGGAUUACCUUGUGCAGCCCUUCAUGGACCAACUUGCAUUCCAUCAGUUUUAUAUCUAGCCUUUCUGCAGUUAGAACAUGGAUGUUUCUUCUUUGAUUAUCAAAAACACAAAAACAGAGAGCAAGCCCGAGGAGGAGACUGGUGACUUUCCUGUGUCCUCAGCUAACAAAGGCAGGACUCCAGCUGGACUUCUGCAGCUUCCUUCCGAGUCUCCCUAGCCACCCGCACUACUGGACUGUGGAAGGAAGCGUCUACAGAGAACGGUUUCCAACAUCCAUCGCUGCAGCAGACGGUGUCCCUCAGUGACUUGAGAGACAAGGACAAGGAAAUGUGCUGGGCCAAGGAGCUGCCGUGCUCUGCUAGCUUUGACCCGUGGGCAUGGAGAUUUACCCGCACUGUGAACUCUCUAAAGGUUAAACAAAGUGAGGUGAACCAAACAGAGCUGCCAUCUUCCACACCAUGUUGGAAAUAAAACACGUCCUAGCUGAACCCUUACUGUCCAGGAGGUUCCGUGUGGAGGUGGCACUGGGCCGGGCCUCCCUCUCAGGCUCCUUUGCUGCCCACUUGUAAGUUUAAAUAAGGACACCGCCCUACACAAACCUCACCCCUGUCACAUCAGUGACUCUGACCACUUUUGUUCUCAAACUCUCUCACUAUUAUCUGUGGUUGCCGUUUCUUCCCAAGGCCAGCCUGGACGAAUUUGGGGUUGCUCUAUCCUGAGAGUUGUAACCUCAACUUCCAAAGUUUAUAUUUUCUUGAAAUGAUGGAUCUAUUGCUCAACAGUCCCUGUCAUCCUUAAGUGACUUCUGGGUUUCCCACAAAUUCCUCACUUUUAGACACACUCUAAGCUUACUUCUGGCCUGGAUGCUUCCUCUCCCUGUCUCUCCCUUGCCCCACAGCGGUUCCCUGACAGCAGACAAGGCAGCUCUGGGAGGUAGCUAGUAUCCAAUAACCCAGGGGUUUCCUCAUGUGAUGCAAAUACUACGUGUCCAACCAAUCAGUGCUGUCAACGGGCUGCCAUAGCUCCUUCGAUGGCAAAUAGGAUGUGUGCCCAAAGAAUUAAAGCGAUGAGUGGCUGGUGAA
This is a messenger RNA of Mus musculus (house mouse), 2690 nucleotides long. RefSeq names its product presenilin 1 (gene Psen1). NCBI's taxonomy places the organism in Eukaryota, Metazoa, Chordata, Mammalia, Rodentia, Muridae. Gene Ontology annotation, biological process: positive regulation of DNA-templated transcription; positive regulation of dendritic spine development; Notch receptor processing. Gene Ontology annotation, molecular function: calcium channel activity; ATPase binding; PDZ domain binding. The record is from RefSeq and is marked validated. The transcript is spliced from 12 exons. Bases 263 to 1666 code for a protein of 467 amino acids. Gene Ontology annotation, cellular component: protein-containing complex; endoplasmic reticulum membrane; mitochondrion.